GAAUGUCAUGGUCACAUGAUAAGAAGAUGGUGGACAAUAACAAACACACGUGUUUAAAUUGCAAUUACUUUUUUCACAUCUAUUGAAAGAAAAAAGGUUCAUUGAAACCUGAUAUUUAUAUAUUGAUCCAAAGACACUGUACAUAAUUUAUUGCGUCAAUACGUCAUCGUUAUGACGUUUCAUUUACUGUGUAGUCGUAAUAUUAUACAUGCAAUAGAAUAUCGAUGUAAACACAAUCAUGUCGAGUGUGAAUUAUCUGCUCAAAACGAUAUGGAUUUAUAAUUUGAUGACCACCACGUGCCUUAUCCCAUAUUAAGCCAGACGUAUUUCUCAGCUGUGAGUAGAGCCAAGCAGAAAGGAUGCCAGAGUGCGCUGUGUGUGGGGAGGAAGAAUUUGAAGAAGUAGAUGGCCAUUACUUCUGCACCAUGUGCAACACCCAGUCACAGGAAAUGAGGGUGGUUGCAGCAGAUGACGAAAAUAUUACUGCAUCAACAAAGAAGAUUUACACAAAGAAAUCCAGAGGAGAAGAGGUCAAGGAGAAACAGCGCAACCAUGACAUGGGCAGACCCUGGUCAAUGUAUGAAGCCUAUACAAUUAUCCUGCAACAUCAGGUGGAGGCUUUUAUCAAACUAGGAGCACAACAGCGACUCAAGGAUGUUGUGUUCAAGAUCUGGGCAAAUUACCUGCACAAACUCGACCUUGCCUUCACAGACCAUUCUACACCUUGUGAGCCACUUCAGAGAUAUGAUCGACAAAGAGAAAAAUUCAAAGGCACGACUGAUAAACCGAGAGUUAAAAAUGUACUUGGCCGUCGGAGAAGAAAAAGGACAAUGGGAGCCGCAAAAAAGGAUGCUGAUAAACAAAGUGAGAGAGACAUCAUGAAUGAGGCGUUAGAAGGCGAAGAAUUUGACGAGGAUGAAAACCCACUCGAGAAGACAGCGGCCACAUCUGACGAAGAUUGGAGCACUGGAGAGGAUUCGGACACAGACAGAUACUGGCAAACAGGACGGCCUGUCUUGGCACACAAGAGUGUGUACAAGAUAAAGAUGAUUACCACAAUCAGCGUCUGCUAUCUUGGGCUCAUGUACACGAAUCCACUGGUCACAGUAGCGGAUGUCAUAAGGUGGAUCCGGUCUGAAGCAGUUCCCUACACGAAGGCUGUAUUCCUCAUACCAGAGGAAAUGCAUUUCUGCAAUGCAGACUGGAGGCUGUUUGGAAUGGGAGAAGUCCCCUUCCAAGGUACAUUCCGUGUUGAGGUUGGCCGGAUUGCCUUCUUCUUGGGGCUCGAUGACUUCCCAGAAUUCCCUUUCAAAUUGCUUGUGCACAAAUACGUCAUGCAGCUGGAUUUACCUGCUGAGGUUCACGGCUACGCCAUGAAUGUCUAUGUGAUGUUUCAACAAAGCUUCGAGUUCAGGCCCUCUUUUAAAUUCAAGUAUCUGCCGGUGUGGGAGGGACUUGCCAUGGCAACGGUUAUAGUGAUCUUGAAACUGAUCUUCAACCUCAAUGAUCACUCUGAGCGAGUGAUGUCUGAAGCAACUAGAGAGUUGAAGGACUUGUGUAGCACAGGUGAGCCACUGUUUAACUGGGAUGAUUGGGUCAGACACUUGAAAGAGCGCCUGCAAACAGAAGAAAAUGAAAAAAGUGAAGCAGCUAUGCUCAAGAGCAACAUUGAUGCCAUAAAGUACACCUGUAAAACCCCAAGAUACAAAGAAUACAAUGCACUCUUUAGAAAGUUCCUACAAGGUCCUUUGGUUGAAAUGUCAGAACGCUGGAAACAAAGGAAAUCAAAUGACGGUUACCUUGACGACAGAUUUUCAGAUAUUCUGGAAAACUGGGGUGUCGAUGGAAAUGAUGAAACGCGACAAAACGAGCAUCUAAUUAAGAAGAUUGAACAAGCUGGAAAACUCUUUAGGAAUAGCACUGUUGAGCAUAUUGUCCAUCCCAGUAUGUUCUCUCUACACGGCACCAUGGACUCGAGGUCGAAUGAGCCUCAAGAGGAUGAAAACGCUGACAACCAGAAUGGUAGUCAUGGUAACGCUAAAGCUUACUCCACGUUCACAAAUAUCAGUGACCGAAAGCACUUCAAAGCGACAAUGGGCAAAAUAGAUGAUGCGAGGCAUGAGUCAGUUCAAUUUGAAGGGAGCGCUUACAGCGAAAGCGUCUGCUACACGUGGCUGGUAAGCACCUGUGCGACAAUGAUUGGCUUGGAGAAGGAUGAGCUUCAAGACGAGAUUGCCAAGCUGGAAGCCAUUGUUCUAGGUGACCCCGGCGGUGAUCCAAGGCUAACACAAUUUUUGAUCAAUCUGAAAAAAAGUGACAAGACACUGUUUCAGAAGUGGAACAUAAAGAAGGGAAAGUAGUCAACACAGUGUUACUACUACUACUAUUUUUAAGUUCACCUUACCACAACACGGCAAGGUAGUUUUCCCAAUCAUGGAACUUUGUCAGAAUUUUUCCCAAUGGUAUCUAGGCCGAGGGUCAAACUUGGUCAAGUAGAGGAAAAUGUACAGGGUUAAAUUAAGGGAAAAACUUGUGGAUACAUAAGAGGCAACAUUUAUUGUCCAAUCUUCAUCGAACUUGGUAAUAAGAUUUUUCACAAUGAUACGGCUGUGUUGAAAACUGGGUCUUGUAUGUUAAACUGGUAAAUAGGUCAUAUUAAAGUAACAGUUUGUGUUCACUCCAGAAGUCACUUUCGUUUGAGCAAUAUUCAUGAAACUUGCUCAAAUCAUUUGCUCUGAUUUCUUGGCAGAGUGAGAUAUGGAUUCGGUCUUCUGAAGAAUGUGGUCACCAAGAGACAAAUCAGUUUUCGUGAUGUACCCAUACUAGUAACAACCAUUUAAACACUGUAUCCGUCACACAUUUUUCGCACUGAUUACUAAAAUUGCUUUGAACAUUUACAAAUUGUGUUGUUAUGAUGUCUUGUCUGUUUUCACCAAAUGAUUGCAGCUUGUUAAAAAUCAUGGUUGCCCUGUGUUUGGACAGUUUUGCCCUUUGAAGUCUUGUAAAACCUUGCGAUGAAUAUCAAAACAAUUUCGUUUCUUGGAGUCUCAGACAUGACCUCUUGACAAUGUAACCUUUUGUUUUCACUGGUAUUUGUACUUUCCUAGUUGUGUUUUAAUAUAAUUUGGGCUGUGCUCUGUGAAAAUGGGAUUUAAUGCAUGUCCAUAGUGUCAUCCCAGAUUAGCCUAUGCAGUCCACACAGGCUUAUCAGGGCGGACACUUUCCACUUUUAUGGCAUUUUUCGUUUUAAGAAAGUCCCUUAGAAAAAAUCCAAUUAAGGCAGAAAGUGUCGUCCCUGAUUAGCCUGUGCAGACUGCAUAGGCUUAUCUGGGAUGACACUACGCACAUGCAUUAAACCCCCUUUUCACAGAUCAUGGCCCAAAUCGUGUGUCAUCAUGCCCAGAUGAUCACUUCCCACAGUUUUACCAAAUAAAGUGUCACAUUUAA
Dreissena polymorpha is the source of this 3447-nucleotide messenger RNA. RefSeq names its product TATA box-binding protein-associated factor RNA polymerase I subunit B-like. Gene Ontology annotation, molecular function: RNA polymerase I core promoter sequence-specific DNA binding. The record is from RefSeq and is a predicted model, not a curated record. The coding region runs from base 360 to 2360 and encodes 666 amino acids. Gene Ontology annotation, biological process: nucleolar large rRNA transcription by RNA polymerase I; RNA polymerase I preinitiation complex assembly. The transcript is spliced from 16 exons. Gene Ontology annotation, cellular component: RNA polymerase transcription factor SL1 complex; RNA polymerase I core factor complex. Lineage: Eukaryota; Metazoa; Mollusca; Bivalvia; Myida; Dreissenidae.